Messenger RNA from Phoenix dactylifera (date palm), 1650 nucleotides. NCBI's taxonomy places the organism in Eukaryota, Viridiplantae, Streptophyta, Magnoliopsida, Arecales, Arecaceae. The record is from RefSeq and is a predicted model, not a curated record.
GAUGUCCUCGCGAAACACACCAGUGGCGUCCAAAACCUCCAAAUAAAAAUAAAGCCAAAAAGGAAGCAGGAGGAGCUCCUUUAAUUCUCUCCCUCCCCACCCCGUUUCCCUUUUCCAAAAGAACUCGAGGGAGAGAGUAAGAGAUUCUCAAAGAUAAGAGAAAGAAAAGAGAUCUCUGCGUCAAAAUCCCUGAAGCUCAGGUUUGCCUUGGCCCUUCCUUGUGCUCUCUCUCUUUUUUCCCUUCUUUUCUUGUCUAUUCCUUGUGUUCUAGGGCGAGGAGGAGCAGGGAAGCAGAGCAGCGGUGGGUCUCCCUCUCUCUCUGAGGAUGGAAGGCUUCUCGCCGGCUUCUCCCCCGCGAAUCUUCUGGAAUUCCCGCAAGAGAUCAGCCGGUGGCCGGAGCUUGGAAAAUGCACUCAAGGAAGAGAACCUCAAACCACCCACCAAUCAACCCGAGGAACCGGCAAAGAUGGAAGCUGCGUCGCCACCCACAUCAGAUGAUCGCCCAAAGGAGGCGACGAACGCCAUGUUAUCCGGACGCCGCAGAGCUCUCUUCGAGCCACUGGAGCCCGCCAAGGGUUGGUUCGGCGGCCGCCGAACCCCGGCGGAAGUCCUGCUUCCCCCACCGGACUUCGACUCCACAUCGUACCCCAAGGGAUGGUUGGUUGGCAAGAAACGGAAGCUCGUGAAUGUUGAUGUCGUCGAGAGCAUGCGAAGGAUCGCCGUUCAAGAGAUGAACAGAAAGGACAGGGAGAUCGAUGGGCUCAACGAGCAGUUGGAAGAGGAUGCACGAUGCGUCGAGCACCUCCAAGUUCAGCUCCUGCAGGAACGGAGCAAACGGAUGGAGGUGGAGAGGGAAAAUGCCAUGCUUCAGGAGCAAGUUUCCAUGUUAAUGAACAUGCUCGAAGAGGAGACCCAAGCUGUGGAAGAGGAAGUGGCUGCUCCCGCCAAUCCUUGAUGCCCCCAUACCCUUCGUCCCGAAAUACAAGGAAUCGAGCAAGUCUGGCAGCGAAGCAAUGCGAGGAAUUAAGUUGCAUCAGAAAUUCAUCAAGGGAAUCGUGUCUCGAGAUGGUGGCAGGUCCAUCUUCCAUUACCAUGCUGCCCCCAGGUUCACCAAAGUCCAUGAAAAGAUGCUGGGAUGUAGUCUCCAGUUGAGUGUUACCGGAUGUUGAUGGAAUGCCUGAAGUCAUCUUCUCAAAAAUGCAACUUUCUCUGUCGUUUGCCGAAUCGCUCAUGAACAUGGAAUCUUCUUCAAGGCCAGGCACUUCCAACUGAUCCCGCCAAUUAGGUUCCUUCAACUCCUCAGCGGCACCGGCACUGAUGGUAUGUUCUUGCCAUGCUUGAGAUCCCAUUCCUGAAGCAACAACUGAUGUUUUGAAAAAUAAAUAAGAAAUAGGAAACAGCAUAACAUCACAGGCAGAAACUUUACAUAUUAAGCAACCUGAUGAAAAAUACUGCAAGCAAGCCUAGUACACAAGAAAGAACUGCCAGAACAAUAUGGAGCUCCCUAUGAUCUAGAUUACAGAAUAUGUAUGUAACGCGGUACACUGCAAGCAAACCUGACAUGCAGUAGUCCGAAUGAUAGUAUAUUUAGAUAACUGUCUGUUAUUGACGAAAUAUAGAUCGCAUGAUAACUUGGGUAUCAAAAUCCAA